GUAGGCGAAAGGAGACGAUAGGUGUGACUUUGUGAAAAGUUAAACCGGAGCGUUAUCUCGUGUUCUUCGGCUUCUACUUCAACCCGGAGAGACUUAUCGUCUCAUAAUUUCCGAAACGGUUCUUUCACCAUACCGAUUUAUCGGCGAUAUCUGAGCCUCGAGAUUUCGGCAGUAAAGUGAGCCAUUCUCAUUCAUCGUUUCAUCUUUCACUUCAACUCCAUCGAUCUGUUUCUGUUCUCCGAUGCUUGGCCGGAUUCCGCUCCGACUCUGACAAUUUCGUCCGAUAUCUCGGAUUUAGUUUUGUUCCGGAGUUCGUUAGCCAUCGAGUAGACUGGUAGAGGAUGCUUUCUCUCAAUUCUUGGUCAUCAUCCACACUGGUUACACCAAUCUUUUGAUUUUUGAUUUUUUAAAAUAUCCCUCUUUAUUUGAUUAUUUUGGACAGGUCUGCUAUCUGUAAAUAGUUCAUCAGGUGGGGGGGCUCUUCAUCCCCAGCCCUUAGGCUGUUGGCAUUUUGUCCCCUUUUUUCUUCUAAUGAUUGAAUUUAUUCCUUUGUUCUAUAUCUAAAAAAAUUAACAUCAAUCAUAGUUGAUUCAUAUUAUUUCAAGAAUUCAAUAAACCACACUAGCUCAUUAGUAUGAUUAGACUUAUCUUUUAGUUAUUCAAUUUAGAACUAUUCCUUGCGUUUGAUUCAUCAAGAUAAGUCAGGUUAUAAACAUCCAGAGGUGGAGUUUGAGGAGCUUCUCACCGAUAUGAAGUUCAAAGAAAAGCAAGUGUGGGAGCCUGUUUGCACUGGCAGGCACAACAUGUUUCACUAAGAAGGUUUUAAAGUUCAUUGAGUUUCCUCCAAAUAAGAAGUUAGUCACAUUACAGUUAUGAGUAACUGAACAUCUUAAACAGGGAAUGGUACCUCCACGAGCUUCUGAUCCAGGUUGGGCUCAUGGAAUUAUGGUCAAUGGAGGCCGCCAGAAGAUUAAAUGCAAAUACUGUAAUAAAGUUAUGCUUGGGGGUGGCAUAUCCAGACUUAAGCAACAUCUAGCUGGGGAAAGGGGAAAUGUAGCUCCAUGUGAGGAAGUUCCAGAAGAAGUUAAGGUGCAGAUUCAACAACUUUUAGGUUUUAAAGUUUUGGAGAAGCUGAAACGGCAGAAGAACGGUAGCAAGAAUGCAGUAUCGUGCUUUCCAAGUAGGGAAGAAAUAAAUGAUGGGACACAUGGGGUUCAGAAUUCACGACGACACUCUUUGCGGAGAAAGGCAAAGGAGGUACGGGAAGGAGUUACUAAGGAAGCAAAGAGGAAAAAGAAACAUCUUCUUCCAACAACUUUUGUUACUCAAUCCGUUAACCAGAAUACUGCCCAGAUAGAAAGCAUAGAACAAGCUGAUAUGGCUGUUGCUAAAUUUGUAUACCAAGCGGGUAUACCAAUCACUGUUGUGAACUCACAAUAUUUCCAACAAAUGGCUGAUGCAAUUGCUGCUGUAGGCCCUGGUUAUAAGAUGCCUACUUAUUAUUCUUUGAUGGGCAAAUUGCUUGACAGAAGUGUCCAGGAUGUUGGAGAAUAUGUUGAAGAGUUGAGAAAAUCAUGGGAGGUUACUGGGUGCUCAGUCUUGGUUGAUAGGUGGGUGGAUAGAACUGGUUCUGUGGUCAUAAACUUUUUUGUCUAUUGUUCCAAGGGUACCAUGUUCCUUAAAUCUGUUGAUUCAUCUGAAAUUUCAGAAUCAGCUGAGGGCCUUCUAAAUUUAUUUGACACCAUUGUUCAAGAAGUUGGACCGAAGAAUAUAGUCAAUUUUGUGACAGAUUCUUCUUCCUUGUUUAAAGCUGCAGGUAUACUCUUGGUGGAAAAAUACAAGACCUUUUUCUCAAGUGUUUGUGCUGCACAUUGUGUGGAGUUGAUCCUCGAGGAAAUUGAGAAAACCGUAGAAGUAAAAGAGAUUGUUGGGAAAGCGAAAAGGAUAGUUCAGUUCAUAUACAACAAUGUCUGGGUCCUAAACCAAAUAAAGAAGAGAAGUGGUGGAAGAGAAAUUAUUCACCUUGCAUCUACAAGAUAUUUCUCCAUCUUCUUGACUCUGCAAAACAUUUUGUCCUUGAAAGACCAUCUUCAUCAGACAUUCACUAGUGAUGCUUGGAUGCAGUCAGAUUUGUCACAGUAUGGGGCUGGACUUGAGGUGACAAAGAUCACUGCUGAUCCACAAUUCUGGUCGAAGUGUGAUCAUAUUACAAUGGGAACAAAACCAUUACUUUCUGUGUUGCAAUUUCUUGAGUCAGAGGAGAAGCCAUCUGCUGGAUUUAUAUUUGAUGCAUUUGAAAAAAUGAAGAGUAGUGUCAUGCUUGCUUUCAACCAGAAGGAAUCUGUGUACUUGCCAUAUUUGAAAGCCAUUGACCAUGUUUUACUGAAGGAAUUUCAGAGCUCCCUUCAUGUGGCUGCAUGCUACCUAAACCCGUCGAUAUUCUAUAGUCCUACAUUCUUAUCCAGCAAAGUUAUUCAAAAGGGUUUACUGGAUUGUAUCGAAGCCUUAGAGCCAGAUAUAACAUCUCAGGUCAUGAUUACAAACAAUAUAAAUUUCUAUGAGGAAGCUGUUGGAGAUUUUGGGCGGCCAGUUGCAUUACAUGGUCGGGAUUCACUGGCCCCAGCUACUUGGUGGUCAUUGUAUGGAACUGAUUACCCAGAUUUACAACGGUUGGCUGUUAGGAUAUUGAGUCAGACUUGCAGCGUUGUACAAUGUCGUAAAAGAUGUAGCAUGUUCAAUUAUCUCUAUUUAAAGAAGAACUGGCUGGAAAAGCAGAAGAUGAAUGACCUUGCAUUUGCUCAUUAUAAUUUGCAGCUCCAGGAGAGGAGACCGGAGACUUGUAAAGCAAGGUGCUCAAUAGAUGCAGUAGAUCCUGUUCUUUUGGAAGCCAUUGAUGCGAACAUGGAAGAUUGGGUGGAUGUGAAGGUCACUAAUCAGGAGACCUUGGUCACUACUCAGGAGACCUUGGUGGAACAUAAACUGUCAAAUAGGGAUAGUUGUAUUGGCAGCACCGAUGAGAGAAGCACUGAGGAGACUAGAGAUACAGAUGUUGAAUGUGGUGCUGUAGGGACUCACAAACUCUACGUGAUAUAUUCAGCAAGGCGAAGAGCAUCAUCACCUCGUGAAUUUCUAAGGCUGGAAAAUCCACAGAGUAUCUCACGCAUGUCAAUUGUUCCAUCCCGAUUAUUGUCAAAGAGGUCAAAAAUGCGAGGUGCAAGAGGGAUAAGUGAAGACAUAUUCAUUGCUUUCAGCACCUCUUCAAAUUCAGGAAGAGUAGCAUUGUCGCCUUUUGCACAUCUGCAUAUUACAAGAUCACUUACAGCCAUUAUCAGUUGCUGCUUUUGGCGAUUGGAUUGAGCAAGAAAAGGUAAUUAUUGUACAAAAUAAAGGAAACUUCAUUACAUACCCAGAGAGAAGGAUAUACAAGAUCACACCCAGAGACCACAUGUCACUUUUGGAGGUAAUCGUUCCUUGGGAAAGAGCUUCUGGUGAGACAUAAUCAAUGGAACCAAACAAUCCAACAACUGGGUCAGUGAAUUCCUCCACGGAACUUAAUCCGAAGUCCAUGAUUUUCAAGGAAGAAUCCUGGCUUUCGUCGAGAAACAAACAGUUUUCAGGUUUCAAGUCCCUAUGUAUGAUAUUAGCCUCAUGAAGAGCCUUCAAACCACUGGCAAUCUGUCUCACAACUUCAGCUGCUUUUGCUUCCGUGUGCCUUGUUUGAGCCACAAUCCUAUCGAAAAGCUCGCCUCCAGAACAAAGCUCCAACACCAAGUGAACCCCAUUCGAAUCUUCAUACACGUCGUAAAGAUCAAUCACAUUUUCAUGAGGAACCAUGGAAGAAACGCUCUUGAGGGCAUUGCGGUUUGGUGGAAAUCCUGAGAAAGUUGAUGGCCCAAUCCUUCUUAGUGUUUUAAUGGCUACUUCUUUUUUCUCCCUCCUUGACUUACUAAUACCUUUUCUGACUACUGAGAAUCCUCCUCUCCCUAAAACAUCCAGUAUCUCAUACUCCUCAGAGAGUUUUCGAGCUUGCUGUAUCAUUGUUGUCGGAAAAUCGAUGAGGAAACUGCCCAGAAAGGGAGAAAGGAAAGGAAUCUGAGAAUAUUUUAUGGAAGAGAACAGUUUAGAAAGAAGACAAGAGGAGGUUGAAUGAUAUAAGAAGGGAAUUUGUGAAGAAACUUACAUCACCUUGUAAUUGAGCAGUUGUUGGGUUAGUUGUUUCUCGAAUUUGCAUUAAAAAAAUUGAGUAAUUUGAGGGAAUAAACAAAGGAGAAUAAGAGUUCAGCAAGUAAGACAUAGACAAAGUCAAUGUUUAAACACAUUGUAUGGAAGCUCUUUGUUCUCUCUC
Cucumis melo (muskmelon) is the source of this 4345-nucleotide messenger RNA. RefSeq lists its product as uncharacterized. The transcript is spliced from 9 exons. Bases 901 to 3357 code for a protein of 818 amino acids. Gene Ontology annotation, molecular function: DNA binding; protein dimerization activity. The record is from RefSeq and is a predicted model, not a curated record. Lineage: Eukaryota; Viridiplantae; Streptophyta; Magnoliopsida; Cucurbitales; Cucurbitaceae.